Carlito syrichta (Philippine tarsier) is the source of this 1370-nucleotide messenger RNA. RefSeq names its product chromosome unknown C7orf57 homolog (gene CUNH7orf57). The transcript has 9 exons. Bases 260 to 1150 code for a protein of 296 amino acids. NCBI's taxonomy places the organism in Eukaryota, Metazoa, Chordata, Mammalia, Primates, Tarsiidae. The record is from RefSeq and is a predicted model, not a curated record.
GAAGGGAGCGGGGGCGCCCUCCGGGUCCUCGGUCGCUGCCCGCUGUGCGGAGAUCACCGUGCGGUCAGGACGUGCCUCCUGCUGAAUACCCUGCGUGGACCUGCAAGCGCUGGGCGAUCUUGAGGUGCCUACAGGGGCGUCAGGGAGGUGAACAGACUCUACGGGGGAGCGCGGACUUUGCUUUGGCAGCUGCAGCUCCCGGCGUCGGUGGGCCCGGCCGGCGGCGUCUGCCUCCUCCCGUGGCUCGCAGCGCUGGACCAUGAGGAACACCAGCAAGGAGCUGCAGGGCGCCACGCACCGCUAUGCCCCCUGCGAUUGGUAUUACCACCUCCCCAUGAAGAGGUCUGAGAAGACCGUGAAUAUCCCACCAGCGUCCCAGAUCCCAGGGCUCAACAAUUUGGGAGACUCACACAAUGGGAACACGCUUGGAAUUCGGAGAUAUUGGAUAAAAGAAACAGACUCAGAAUAUGUGAAGCUUGCAAAACAAGGCGGCAGGCCUGAUUUGUUGAAGCACUAUGCCCCGGGGACCAGGAAAGGUUCCCCGGUCACCUAUUCUCUGCCAGAUUGGUAUAUUCACCACAGCAAGCCACCGACGGCCAGCCAGCGAGAAGUGCCAGCCGUCUCCGUGCCAGAUUACAUGGUUUAUGAAGAAUUUAACCCUGAUCAGGCCAACGGUAGCUAUGAAUCCAGAAGAGGGCCCUUCGACUUUGACAUGAAAACAGUUUGGCAGAGAGAGGCCGAGGAACUUGAAGAGGAGAAAAAAAAGGUGAGGCUACCAGCCAUUAACUCAAAGUAUCUGAGCAAAGUGGGGACCCCUCUUGGCCAUAAAGACCCUGCAGGAAGUAGACUCUCCUUUCCUCCAAUGCCUGGUCAAAAAAGCAGUUCACCAACAAACUUUUCCAAACUUAUUAGCAAUGGUUAUAAGGAUGAGUGGUUGCAGCAGCAGCGAGCUGAUUCAGACAAGAGGACCCCAAAGACAUCCAGGGUGUCAGUGUCAUCUCAGUCCACCCAAGACCUUGAAGGGCCCCAGGAUGCAGAGACACUGCAGAACACAGAAGCUCCUGAAGGCUCUGAGAAAGUCCCAGGAUCUUCUCCAAGCCCAGAAUCAGCUACAUCCUCAUCACAACAGCCGAACUCAAAUAAACCCUGAUGUGAUAUAUAUUUAUGAUAACUUUGUAAAUGACUAAAUAUGACUACUUCACAGAUAUAUUUAUAAGGCUCCUGUUAUAUUUUACUGAUACAUAUUCGUAUGGAACACUGUCUUGCAGCAGAUUUGACAUUAUGGUAUAGACAGAGCAAGUGUUGGUUUUUUUCUUGCAUUUCUCUGGGAUGGUAAACAGGUGGUCAAUAAAUACAAUUGAGGCCUCUGA